Messenger RNA from Strongylocentrotus purpuratus (purple sea urchin), 3751 nucleotides. RefSeq names its product nuclear envelope pore membrane protein POM 121C. The record is from RefSeq and is a predicted model, not a curated record. Bases 98 to 3580 code for a protein of 1160 amino acids. NCBI's taxonomy places the organism in Eukaryota, Metazoa, Echinodermata, Echinoidea, Camarodonta, Strongylocentrotidae. The transcript is spliced from 8 exons.
UUAUUCAACGUUGGUGCACUUCCGUCUGCAGCGGAAAAAUGAUGAAAUUUGAACUUCGAAAUAUAAGACGAGGAAGAAACGUUCAUUUAUUGCAAAGAUGCGUGUGAUCAUUGGAAUAGCAGCUUCAUUAUUAGUAAUUUUAUGUCUUUCUCUAUUUGUUUUGCCUUUUACUUUGACUGUAUUCCUUAUUUUAACGAUCGGUUCAUUCAUUGCUUUUCACUUGUCACAAAAUCCGGCUGGUGUCUCGCGAGCUCUGGCCCACGUGCAGUCUUUGUCCGCGGCUGCCCCGAAGUUCUGGCCGCCUAGACCGGAAGAGGAGGCCACAACUCGUCGGACAACAGCCAAACCAUCUUCGCCAACUUAUCAACCAAAGCUUACAGACAGCAUCAAAGAGAGAGGAAAAGAAAACAUCAAUAAUUUUGUGAGAUCAACUCUGAAGCCAAGAAGGUUUGGGAAUGUUGUAGAGUCGAGUGAAUUUCAUGGAAAAAGUCCACAACAAAGCCAAAGUUGGGUUCCUCUGAAAAAUUCCACUGCUGCAAAUUUUUCAACAUGGAGUCCACGACCAGCCACUGACAAGUCUGAAGGAUUCAAUUUUUCUACUGGAUACAAUUUUGAUAAUAAACUCUCAUUCUCGAGACUCCCAUUGUCACCUAUCUACCCCCCUAACAAAUCAAUAGACAGUCCCGAAUUGGAUUUGAGCUCGACGAUGCUACGCUUCAACUCGGGCCAGGAUUCUUUGCUUCAUCCUAGCAUGCACUACCCAACCCACCAACCUGACCUGGUGGCCUCCCCCGGUCUGCUUCCUUCGGUCAGCUGGCUGAAAGAUGGAGGACUGUCCAGUCCUAGACACAGGAGAGGUCUACCCAGGGUACAGAGUCCAGUCAUGGUCAAGAUCGCCAGUCUAUUCCCAGACCGUCCGGCCAGUCCUCUGUUUAGAAAACUAGCAUCAGAGAAUGAUAAGCAGAAAGCUAGCAGUGCAGAUAAGGUCAUUAUGGCUAUCAAACUGAGGCAGAAGAGGACAGCGCAGGACGCUAAUACUGAGUCCGGUAGUCCAAUAGCGCCCUCUGAUGUCAGAAGUGAAUCAAAGAGGAGAAAAUUGGAAAGCACCUAUGGAAAAGACGUUGCAAGAAGUGAUAUCGAUAUGGAUUUAGAUCCUAUGCCUAGGCGUAAACAUACGGACAGAGUCUUCUGGCCUUCAAGAUACGGAAUCACAUCACCCACACCUAGAAACCCAAUUGUCAGCUCCUUCAGUUCAUCUAGGAAAUCCCAGAGUACAUUAAAGAGAAGAAUGGAUACAUCAUCAAUAGAGGUAGAAGAGGAGGAGGGUGUAUCACCCAUCAAGAAGAAGGCCCAUCCUCAGGCAUCCCAGCAAUCUCCUGGUCUCCAGAGCCCCUCCAAGAGGACAAGCGCCAAUCAACCAAGAACCCCAGGAUUUUCAUCGAUUAGAUCUGGCGGUAGAGCCCUCUACCUGGAGAAGAACACUGGACUACCAGCAGCAGGGUCACCCUGUAAGGAAGCAGGAACAACGCCUCAGAAAUCGAGUCUGAAGGGGAAACUGUUCACUCCCAAGAGGACUUCAUUUGCUCCGAGAGUAGACACACCAGGUGACUACACUGCUGCUGAUAACAAGGAAGACAGAGCUCAGGCAAGGCAGAGAGGAAGUUACCUCAAAGAGAUGCUCAUGCAGGAGACAGAGGAAGGCACCUCAAAAGAUGGUGAUUCUACUGUCUCAGCUCCAAAGACAAAUGCCUUGUUUACAGGAGCAGCAGUAACAACGACAACAGCCUCUAACCCUCUGACGACAUUCUCUAUAGGAUCCCUUCCCAAGUCUACGGCUUCCACUACAAGUGUAGCACCUUCGGUUCUGUCUUCAACGGCCACUACGUCUUCUGGAGGAACCCCUGCUCUUGGUAUUCCCUCGACAUCCGUACAGAAGACAAGUGACAACCCUCUUUUGUCAAGUAGUGACAAGCAGAAGCUUACAGCUACAAGCUCAGAGAAGACUGUCAAGUUUGGAAAUCCUGCUGCAGCACAACUGAACUUGUCAUCCAGUGCUUCAGCAGCAGCAUCGGUAGGAACUACUCCACAGAAGUCUGGAGAGACCGCUCUAGGUUUCAAGUUGCCAAGUGCACCUUCUAUCGGGAAUGGUCUGUUAAAGAUUCAAGCGACUCUGCCAUCGUUUACGUUAGGUGCCAAUCCCUUGGGUACGAGUCUUAGUAGUGCUUUAGGAGGCACUCAAGUGGAUGCUAAAGUGCAGUCACUUAGUACUAAUAACAAUGCGGUCACCACAUCGAGAGCUGGAGCUGGGGGUCUUGUGAAGACAACUCAUCCUGGAACCCUCUCUGCCCCUAUCAGUGGGGGGUUUACAGCUAGUGGUGCUGCUGCUCCCAUUUUUGGAGGAUUUUCAACAACAGCAGCUCCUGCUACAUCCACUCUGACCACGACCUCAUCAAUAAAAACACAAUUUGCACCCGCCUUUGGUGGUCCAGGUGCAGCCUCCGGAGUUCAGAGCAGUGCUGGAACAACCCCAGGAAAACCAAGCUCUCAGGCACAAGCAGGUGGAUUCCAGUUUGGACAAACUUUGGGAGGCUCUACCUCAAUCCCCGCUGGAGGACUCUCAUUUGGGAAUACCAAAACGUCUUCUGUUCCAGGUGGGUUAGCAACUCCAUUUCAAGCUACUGCACAGACAUCUGCCCCAGCUUCAACAGUAAAUAAACAAAUGUCUUCUACGCCUGCUCCUAACACCACUGCACCUAGUGCUAAACAAGGUGGAGGACCACAAUUCCCACCCAUCUUUGGCCAGCAAGCUGCUACUAAACCUGCAGGAGCAAAUGGACCAGGGCAAGGAGGUCCUUCCUUUGGAUCCAAUACCAGCCAGCCAGCAGCAGGAGGGUUCACAUUUGGACAGUCAGUAUCUUCUGCGACCACUGCAGCAGCUCCUCCCGCUUUUAACUUUGGUGGCAGCACUCCUACACCGACAUCAUCUACAAGUAGCUUGUUUAGUUCUGCACCGGCCACACCCUUUGGUGCGAGCAAACCAGCCAGUGCUGUCGGAUCAAAUCUAUUUGGUUCAACACCUGCACAAAACCAGACACCCCUUGGUGGUGCUCCCACAAACACCAGCACCAUGUUUGGUGGUGCCAAAGCCACCCCACAAAAGCCAGCCUUCGGUGCCACUAACAACACAAGUAUGUUUGGAGCUGGAAGCACUCCUGGUGCCACGUCUGCACCGAAACCAGCCUUUGGAAAUCCCACUGCAACGCUUACUCCCUUUGGAAGCAGUCAGAGUCAACUACCACCACCAGCUGCAGCAUCACCAUUCCAGUUUGGAAGUUCUCAACCUAAAGCCCCUACACAGCCUGCUGCUACAGGAGGGUUCAACUUUGGAGGGCAAGCAACACCUCAGAAACCUGUUGGUUUUGGUGCCUCAGCACCAGCCCCAGCCUCAAACAAUGGCUUCCAGUUUGGCCAGACACAGCCGUCGAGUGGAGCUGCGACACAGUCUAACUUCUUCGGGGGAUCUACAGGUAAGAAAUCUAGAGCUUUCAUCCUUGUGGAGGUGUUGUGGUCCAGUGGAUAAGUCUCUGGACUGCGAACCACAAGGUACAGGAUUGGAAUCCCUCCAAAACAUUAAUGUCCUUUGGCAAGACGUUUAUCUACAUUUGCCACACUUCACCCAGGUGAAGUAAAGGGGUACCUCGUAAGAUUAUUCCUUGAAAUGUGCUGUGCGCUGAUAGUGGUUGCCAGAGUU